GACAAUGGCAGUACAGAGUAAACAACACUACAGAGACUUGUCCUUAAAACACCAUUGAAGACACACUCAUUUGGGCUUUUACCGUUACUGAAUCUCUGCUAAAGAUUUGGGUUGUUGGGAAUUUGUAUCUUUCUCUCUUUCACUUUGCCUUCUCUUUAAUUACUUUGAUCUUAUAUGGGUCUGAGUGUUCAUUAUUCCUGGUGUCUCUCAUCUUUCUCUUCAUCUCUCUGAGUGAAAGAAAGAAAAGGAUCAGAUUUGAAGAGAUGGGAGUGGUGGUGGUGUUUGCAGGGUUGAGCCACCUCUUUGUGACUGUGUUUCUGCACUACUCGGCCACAUUCAUGGUGACACCAGCCAUCACUGACGUUACAAUGUCUGCUCUCUGCCCUUCUAUGGAUGAAUGCUCCAUUGCUAUCUACCUCUCUGGAUUCCAACAGGCGAUCAUAGGGUUAGGAACUCUUGUGAUGAUGCCUAUCAUUGGGAACUUAUCAGAUGAAUAUGGGAGAAAAACAUUGCUAGCACUCCCAAUGAUUCUCACCAUUAUUCCCUUAGCGAUUUUGGCUUAUAGAAGGACGAAGCAGUUCUUCUAUGCAUACUAUGUGCUCAGGAUUCUCACUUCUAUGCUUUGCGAAGGCAGCAUCCAAUGCCUCUCCCUUGCCUAUGUGGCGGACAACAUUCCGGAGGGUCGACGAGCGUCAGCUUUCGGGAUUCUAUCGGGAAUUGUCUCUAUAGCUUUCAUCUGCGGAACUCUCACUGCUCGCUUCCUCUCCACUGCUUUGACGUUUCAGGUUUCAGCGGCAGUAGCGGUGGUUGCAGCCUUGUACAUGAAAGUUUUCCUCAGAGAUUCAAUCGGCGGCAUUGAUGCGGCUUCGCUGCGGAAAAUCUCCAAGAAAACAAACAAUGUUGUUGUUCACCUUGAUGACGACUCCUCCAGGAAGAUACAAUUGUUUAGUAGAAUCCCGUCGGUGAAAGAGAUUCUUUACUUGUUAAGGAUUAGCCCAACGUUUUCACAAGCAGCAGUUGUUGCAUUCUUCAACAAUCUUGCUGAGGGCGGGCUUCAGUCUUGUUUAUUGUACUUUUUGAAGUCUCGUUUCCACUUUAGCAAAGAUCAAUUUGCGGAUUUAUUGCUGAUAUCAGGGUUCGCAGGGGCCAUAUCGCAGCUGCUUCUUAUGCCCAUACUAGCACCAUUGUUGGGAGAGGAAAAGUUGCUUAUGAUAGGGCUUUUUGCUAGUUGCACACAUAUGUUUCUUUAUGCCAUAGCAUGGUCUUCUUGGGUUCCAUAUGUCGCCUCUAUGUUCUCUAUUUUGUUUGUUUUUGCACCUCCAUCUUUAAGGAGCAUUGCUUCAAAACAAGUCGGUCCCACUGAGCAGGGGAAAGCUCAAGGAUGUCUUUCAGGCAUAUGUUCAUUUGCCAACAUUAUUUCUCCAUUAGCUUUGACUCCUCUGACAGCUUUGUUCCUAUCUAAAAAUGCACCAUUUCACUUCCCAGGCUUUAGCAUUAUGUCCAUUGGAAUUUCACUGUUGAUAGCCUUCAUACAGAGUACAAUGAUUAGAGUGGCUCCUCCAAUUUCAAGCCACAAAAUUAGUAGCAACAGCAACCAUAUGGAGGCCUAGCGUUAAUUCAACAAGAAAUAGUUUCAAACAUAGAACAACACCUCUAGUUGAGGCUGCCAUCUUGCUCUUGGGGACACCCUUAACUCAUUCCAAUGGUCAAAGCCAUACUAUAUGUAGAAGAGAGCUGAGUUUGAAAACGCAUUACCUUUUUGGUUCGAACAAUCUCAAAAACUGAUCAAUGCCUUUGUUUGCAUUCCCACACCCAAUUGUAUUUAUUAGAGAAUCUUUCUACUGUUCAUGAUGCUUGGCUGCAGCUGGUGGUUGGCGUCUUCUCCAUCCUGUGGAAAUUAGAUCAAUUUGUUCAGGUUUUACUUUCAGAAGGGGAAAAGAAAGAAGCCUUCCUUGACUGGGAGCUGUUAGUCAUGUAAAUCUUUUAUGUUGCAUCCUCUUAUGUUGUGUUUAUAAAUGCCUCUGUUUAGUUCUUC
Macadamia integrifolia is the source of this 2035-nucleotide messenger RNA. Its product is annotated as hippocampus abundant transcript-like protein 1. The transcript has 14 exons. Gene Ontology annotation, molecular function: transmembrane transporter activity. Lineage: Eukaryota; Viridiplantae; Streptophyta; Magnoliopsida; Proteales; Proteaceae. The record is from RefSeq and is a predicted model, not a curated record. Gene Ontology annotation, biological process: transmembrane transport. The coding region runs from base 264 to 1610 and encodes 448 amino acids.